CGGAGGGAGCCGGAGCGAGAGAAAAGACUGAGCGAAGAAAAGGGAGGCGGUGACAACGACGUGGGUGAGGCGGACAAACGGGGGCCGGCGCGCCACCAUCAGCGUGCCGAACGCCUGAGCCCCCGCUGUCUCUUCGCGGCCAGGCCUGCAGCCCCACCAGGAGAAUACGCCUGGCUGAGGAUGAAACAGGGUGAAUAUUGACAGUGGGGAGAUCAUAAAGAGAACAGAGGAAGGCAAAAGGUAAAGGGCUGCCCUUAAGUAGACCAUGAGCAGGUAAUGCACCAGAGACGUUAUUGGGAAUCAUGUCAGACGAGUCAAUCUCAGGGAGUGAUCCAGAUGUGGACCCAGACUUGGAGCAGGAGGAUAUGGAAGAGGAGGAGGAGGAAGAUGAGGAUGAAGCAAUGGAGGAAGACAAUGAUGGGGAUGAUGAGGAAGAUCUACUUGAUGAGAAUGACCAGACCCAUGAAGCAGUGUUUAGCACCGAUCAUGUUCAGCAUGGUGAUGAUGGGGAAUGGCAGCGCUCUACUUCAACUACCUCAUCUCAGAGUGAACAGGCAGAGAAACUGUUGCAGAAUCAGCACAAGAGCCUGGCCUCUGAGGACACAAAAAAGAAGAGGGCUCAGAAACCUUCUCACAUGAGAAGAAACAUAAGAAAACUGCUGCGGGAGGACCAAUUAGAAGCCGUGACUAAGGCAGCCCAGCAGGAGGAGUUAGAAAGAAGGAAACGGCUUGAGCAGCAAAGGAAGGAUUACCAUGUCAACAUCCCCACAGUACCUCUGGAGUUUCUCCCAGAGGAGAUUGCUUUAAGAACUGCAGAAGUUGCUCAGCUUCCCCCUCAAGUGUUAACUGAAGAAGUCAUCUGUUUAGACAGCACUAGCAGUGGCAGUGAGGAUGAUUCUAAAGGAAGACUCCACAGCAUUAAAGAUGAAGUAAUAGAAUUAAGUUCAGGAGAAGAUGAAGCCCUCCAGAUUGUAGACAGCAGUGAUUCUGGCAAUGAAGGGGAUGAAGAUGUUACUGAAGAAAGCAGUGGCGCUCAUGUGAAUGAUGCUUUAAAUCAAUUAGAUGCUUCAGGGCAAGUAAUUGUUAACAUCAACCAUCCACCAAAUGAAGAGGACCUAUAUCUGGCUCCUCAACUUGCACGGGCAGUAAAGCCUCACCAGAUUGGUGGUAUCCGGUUCCUGUAUGAUAAUCUGGUGGAAUCCUUGGAAAGAUUUAAAACCAGCAGUGGGUUUGGCUGUAUCUUAGCCCAUAGCAUGGGGCUGGGAAAAACUCUCCAAGUCAUCGCGUUUUUGGAUGUACUUUUCCGGCACAUCGAGGCAAAAACUGUCUUAGCCAUUGUACCUGUGAACACUCUUCAAAACUGGCUAGCAGAAUUCAACAUGUGGCUUCCAGCACCAGAAGCCCUUCCUGCUGAUUAUGACCCAAAAGAGAUUCAGCCUCGUAACUUCAAAGUUCAUAUCCUGAAUGAUGAGCAUAAAACCACAGCAGCACGUGCCAAAGUGGUAAAUGAUUGGGUAACAGAUGGUGGUGUGCUGUUGAUGGGUUAUGAGAUGUACCGUCUCCUUUCACUGAAGAAAUCCUUUGCCACAGGCAGAAAAAAGAAAACGAAGAAACAAACUGGCCCUGUAAUUAUUGAUUUGGAUGAAGAGGAUCGGCAACAGGAGCUCCUAAAAGGAAUUGAAAAAGCUUUAUCCCGCCCUGGUCCAGAUGUGGUCAUCUGUGAUGAGGGACACCGGAUAAAGAAUUGCCAUGCCAGCACCUCUCAGGCCUUAAAGAACAUCCGGUCUCGGCGGCGGGUGGUACUGACUGGCUAUCCUCUGCAAAACAACUUGAUUGAAUACUGGUGUAUGGUAGACUUCGUUCGUCCUGACUUCCUUGGUACCCGGCAGGAAUUCAGUAACAUGUUUGAGCGCCCCAUCCUGAAUGGGCAGUGUAUUGAUAGCACCCCUCAGGAUGUUCGCCUCAUGAGGUAUCGCAGUCAUGUCCUGCAUAGCCUACUGGAGGGCUUUGUACAAAGACGAGGGCACAAUGUGCUGAAAGUUCAGCUUCCCUAUAAGGAAGAACAUGUCAUCUUGGUGCGUUUGUCAAAGAUCCAGCGGGCUCUUUACACUGAGUUCAUGAACCGGUUUCGUGAUGCAGGCAACAGUGGCUGGCUGGGACUGAACCCCCUCAAGGCCUUCUGUGUUUGUUGUAAGAUCUGGAAUCACCCUGAUGUGUUAUAUGAAGCUUUGCAAAAAGAGAAUUUGGCAAAUGAACAAGAUCUAGAUGUGGAUGAUCUUGGCACAGCUGGUACCAAUUCACGCUGCCAGUCGCAGGGGAUGAAAGGGAAAUCUGAGAGCAAUGCUUUGGGACCGCCGAUUGGAGAGGCUACCAACAGCAAAUACAUUCAGGGUAUUGGCUUCAAUCCCUUUCAGGAGAGGGCCAAUCAGGUUGUCACUUAUGAAUGGGCUAAAGACAUCCUUUGUGACUACCAGACUGGAGUCCUGCAGAACUCACCCAAGAUGGUGUUGCUGUUCCAUCUUGUGGAGGAAAGUGUGAAACUUGGAGACAAAAUAUUGGUCUUCAGCCAGAGCCUCUCCACAUUAUCUGUCAUUGAGGAUUUCUUAGCAAAGAGGCCAGUGCCUUCUCACCUAGGCUUGGAUGCACAAGGAGUCCAAAACUGGGUCCGAAAUGUGAAUUAUUACAGACUGGAUGGCAGCACUUCAGCCUCUGAAAGAGAGAGAUUGAUCAACCAGUUCAAUGACCCCGGCAACACUUCUGUAUGGCUCUUCCUUCUUUCCACAAGAGCUGGAUGUCUGGGUGUGAAUUUGAUUGGCGCAAACAGAGUAGUAGUAUUUGAUGCUUCUUGGAACCCAUGCCAUGAUGCUCAGGCAGUGUGUCGGGUUUAUCGCUAUGGGCAAAUGAAGCCCUGCCACAUCUAUCGACUGGUUUCUGAUUAUACUCUGGAGAAGAAAAUAUAUGAUCGCCAGAUCUCUAAGCAGGGAAUGUCAGAUCGUGUUGUAGAUGAUUUGAAUCCGGUGUUGAACUUCACCCGGAGGGAGGUGGAGAACUUGCUGCACUUUGUGGAAGAGGAGACAGAUCCUGCUCACCUUUCAUUCAAUUCCAGCAAGAUUAAAGAAUCCGUUCUACAACUGGCCUGUUUCAAGUACCCUCAUCUCAUCACUAAGGAGCCUUUUCAGCAUGAGUCAUUGCUAAUUGAUCGGAAGGAACACAAGCUCACCAAGGCAGAGAAGAAAGCAGCCAAGAAGAGCUAUGAGGAAGAGAAACGUGCAUCCGUCCCUUAUACCCGUCCAUCAUAUGCUCAGUAUUACCCAGCUAGUGACCAGAGCCUAACAAGCAUACCUGCCUUCAGUCAGAGGAAUUGGCGACCAAGCCUCAAAGGUGAGGAGAGGCCAGUGGCUAGUGUACGUCCUGUUCAAUCCACCCCCAUUCCUAUGAUGCCUCGCCAUGUCCACUUGGGCAGUAUGGGUUCAGCUUCUGUUUCCAAUCCUGGUAUCAAUUUCCCCAUCAACUACCUGCAGCGAGCUGGUGUCCUUGUGCAGAAGAUUGUCACCACAACAGAUAUUGUGAUUCCAGGAACAAAUACUUCCACUGAUGUGCAAGCAAGAAUUAGUGCUGGAGAAAGUAUUCACAUUAUCCGAGGGACUAAAGGGACAUAUAUCCGGACCAGUGAUGGGCGAAUCUUUGCUAUUCGAACUACUGGCAAACCAAAGGGUAGUGAGGAUCAUCGCAUGGUUGCCUCAGGAUCCCAGGGCCCAUCUCUUGAAUCCACAAGCAAUGGGAGGCACAGCACCUCCUCACCCAAGCUUCCCAAUUCAGAGGAGCUCACUCGGCCUAUCUCCCCAGACAGUCCUGAGAUCAUCAGUGAACUGCAACAAUAUGCAGAGGCUGCUGCUGCUCGAGAGUCCAGACAUAACUCUCCCAGCACCAACACUGCACCUGGACACCCUACCCGGAAAGACAGUAUACCCUCCUUAGUGGCUCGUGGAACUGACCAACGGGCAGGGGCCCAUUGUUUGGCUUCAUCAUCUUCUUCAGCUCUGCCAGCCACCAGCCAGCACACUGACAGCCAUUCAGUGCUGGACUUACGAGGCAACAAGCGCAAGUCAACUUCACCAUCCAGCACAGAGGAGCAAGCCCACCGGCAGCAGAAGAAGCGACCGCUCCCUACAUCAGUUCAGCCAUAUGAAAGUGGGUACCCUGUCUCUGGUGGGUUCACCAUGCCCUCUGUCCCUUUAAACCACAACCUAACCCAUCCAUUUGCUCCCCAAGCAGGCAACUCCUUGUACAUGGGCACUGGCUCAUCCUAUUACCAGCUGCCUAGCUUGCUACCAGACCCUCACUUGGUGUUCCCUGUGACUACUGACCCUCUGCUGACAGCCGGCACCGCCAGUUCCUCUGCUGCUACCUCAGCCACCGCCAGCAUCCCCUCUUUCAUGUUAAACCCCUCCAUGACGGGGAUGCUUUCCAACUACUCGCUGCCCUUCACGCAGUCACUCCUGCCUGAGCCCAGGAUGUUUGCUCCUUUUCCAUCCCCUGUCUUGCCCAGCAGCCUUCCCAGGAGCAUGGCAUCUGCCUACCCUGGCUUCAUGUCCCCUCAUUCGGGAUAUCCAGCUGGGGGCCUCCUUCGGUCCCAGGUGCCUCCAUUUGACACCCAUGAUGUCUCUGAAGUGGGCUGCAGCUCCAACGAUGAUGAGGACAAAGAUGAUGAUGUAAUAGAGAUCACAGGAAAAUAACGAACCUAGUCUCUGUUAUAUCUUGGUUCAACCAGGAGGCAAAAAUUCCUCACUGGACCUUUCUGGGGGGUCAGGAUUUUGCAUCCAGGACACAGCAGAGGUGGAGGAGAUUGGGAAGGAGGUGGCAUUUUUAGUUGUCAAAGAUCUGCUUUAGUAUGGGUACCUGAGCUGAAUGGACCCACCCUCCAGGAGUGGAGAAAAGAGGAUUGGGGUAGGAAAGCAUCAUUGCAAACCAUAGGAGUGCCUCCUUGACUUUCCUUUCCAUGCUGUCUGGCUCUGUUGUCUGAAAGGGAGACCUGCCAUUAUGUUUCAGUGCCCUUUAUUAAGCCUGGAGACACUGGGUUAAUAAUUUCUGUCUGUGGAAUAACUCUCACACACAAACUGCCUUAUCUGUGAAAGUUCAUUACCCCGUGGUAAUAAGGGGUGAGUUUGUGCCCUAGGAGACAUGAUGAUGAAUAGCAUUAUUAUUGUAGGGAGGGAGGUGGGGUUGGAAGGAGCAGGUAAUGUGUAAAUGGGAGGGUGUGGGUGGGGCAGGGUAUAUGUGAAAAUCAAUUUGUCUUUCAUCCUUCUGAAAAUUCAAGGCAGCCUGGGGGCCUCCGCCAGGCCCUCAUUCAGAGAUGACAGGAGUUGGGGAGAAACAGUGCUGAAGUGCAGCUCUCCUGCCGCCACCACCACCCCCAAGAGAACCAUUGGAAGGCAAGGACCUUAGUAGGUUUGGCAUCUUAAGCAAGGUUGGGUUAGGACUUCUACCAGACUUUUAGUGGAGUAGUAGUUCUUGGUGGGGAGGUUGUGAGACUUCCCCAGUUUCCUCCCCAGCUUUUUGUAGUGAUUACUCUCCUCUACCACCUUGCCUAUCGCUAAGAGGUGUGCCCUCAGGUUUGAUUGAUGAAAGCUUAGCUAUCCAGCUCCUGCUGACUGCAGUGAGCUGAAACUCCUACAAAAGGGGAUGUGCUUGGGAGCCUUCUUGCCUACAUUUUCAUGACACUGUGAUUGGACUGACCUCCUCCUUCCACAGAACUGCUUUUUUAAUUUAUUUCCAGAAAGCCAAGUAUUUAUGUUGAGGUUCUUCUUUUUCCUUUUCUGUUUCUUAAUUUAUCUUCUUUACUGAAAUCUAUGGCCUCUACCAAAACACUGGUUAUUUGCAGAAUGGUCUGUAUGUGAAAGAAAUGGGAAGACUCAUGGAUUGCUUGGCCAAAGCAGAGAUGAUGUGCAGGACCAACAGACAGCAUCCCCCUCCAAGACAGUUUCCAUAUUUCUUCAGUGGAGAAGGCAUACAGUAUUGUGUGUCCUUUGCGGGGGGACAUUCUGAUGGGUAUUUCAGAGGGUUAGUUUUCAGUGUUAGAUGGAGAUGUGCUUAGUUUCUGUUGCUUUAGUAUCUGAGUCAGAUACUAAGCAACAGUAAGGGUAAUGUUAAAUUGCUCCCCGCAAAAAACCGUUUAAAAGGCUGGUUAGAUCCACCAUUCCUGUGGAUCCAUGACAAGGGAGGCAGUAAGCCUUUGGGGAGGAUUCCCUUUUAGUGACUGUUUAUUGUUGCUAGAUUCUGGUCUGAGCUUCCUCCAUUAUGCAUUAUCACAAAAGUCUGCCUAGAGAAUCCACUUGCUAUCAUAGAUGAUUUGAUGAAGAAAUUAAGUUGUGCUAGUUCAACCCUCCACUAGCUCUGUUGUCCGCUAGGGAAAUACAUGCAGAAAGAAAGGUUGUGCUUGGUAAUUCACUUCCUGGAUAGUAGGAAAUGUAUAGCAAGUGUUGCCACCUUAGGGUUUUCUUCACAACAGUGAAAUGUUACCAUUAACAAGAGGCUAGUGCUAAGCAAGCCUUUCCAAGAAAGCAGUACUGGUCCUGUUCUAACAUUACUUUUGCUACACAGUUGCCAAUAAGUAGCGCCACUGACAUGGUUAAAGUUGCCCCACCCAAUCUGAAAGCUACUUCUCUCUUAGACACAACUCCCCAGUGGUUUAGAUCCCGUAUAAUUUUGCAUGAGGGUAGCUACCUCAAACAUCAUGAGAGAACUGGGCCUUCAUCCAAGCUGUUGAAGAUCUACACUGUCACUUAGGUUGAGAGGUGUUCAACAUGUGAUGUAUCAGAGAUGGUUCUGAAAGAAAGUGCGCUCUCUCUCUCUCUCUCUCUCUCUCUCUCUCUCUCUCUCUCUCUCUCUCUCUCUCUCUCUCUCUCUGUCAGGGUGGGGAACAAGUGUUAAUUGCUUAUAUAAACCAUUAAAAAACACCUAAUAUUGGGGCUUUCUGACUGUCUUUCUCUGUUUCAACACUGUCUGUCAGACCUAGCUUCUCCAUUCAUAGAAGCCUUAGAUUUACAGUUAGCUAUGCAAAUUACUUUAUUUUAAAAUAAAAACAUUAAAAUAGUGCUUUCUUCUUUAACAUAUCCUAGGAGUUGAAAACCGAGGGGUUCUGAGCAAACUUCUGGACAACUUGUCUUUGGAUGCACCAUGGGAAUAAAAAAAAAACCAACCCCCCCACAAAAAUAGCAAAGCAUAUUAACUGAUGGUGUCCAUUCGCGUUUCUCCAAAGACUUGACCAUGGUACGUCUGUGAGUCAUGCCCUUUUGUGAUUUGUAUGUGUCCACCUCAUACAAAAUACGAUGACACUGAUUGUAUUGCAAACUCACUCAGAUGUCUUUUGCAACCAUGUAAAUGGACCUGGGAACUGGAUAGAAGCAAGGGCUCAGACCGGCUAAAGCCUAAGCAGCUUUUUGGAGAAAUAGGAUAUUUAGAUUUCAGGCAGACUCAGCCUUUGGUGUGUGUUGUUUUUGGCAGCAUAGCUGAUAACCUGAGACUUCCUACUGGCUUCUGUAUUAACUUCAGUCCACAAAACAAGCUAACGUAUUCUGGAUGCCACUUCAAGCCGUAUGACUUCCUGAUUCUCUUGUUUCCUUACAAAGUGUACAAGGUUUCAGGGAAGUGAACUAGGCUAGCAGGCUUGUUGCACAUUAUGGGGAUUAGAGUCAGCUGGGACUAAGUAAACCAGGCUCUGUAACCAUCUUUUAAAUAGAAAUGGAAAGUAUAAGAUAGCUAUUAGCAGUAGAAGGUGUGCAUCUGUAACUUACUACUCUAGCCACUGGAUGGCAAGGUUGCAUCACAUGGAAUACUUAGGCUUUAAAAUGCCUUAUUUUGAAAAGUCGGCUUUUGUAUUUGGUUAAGAAAACUAAGAAAAUGUUAAGUCUAUCUUUGUGCAUCUCCCCUCCCCCACUUUUCCCUCAACUAAUCUUGUUUGUGGAAUACUGAUAGCAUAUUUGCACCACUGACAAAAUCCACUUCCCUGUCCUCUUUCAAGUACAUUCAGUCAAACCAGCCAAUUUUUAUAAACUUUGGAGAGAAGCACAUCUGUUGGGACAGAUGCUUCUACUUCAGCAAGUGCCUGAGCUUGGGUCUCUGUUCCCACCCUUAGGAAUUUAAACUCAUCUGUCUCUGAGAAAUUAAAUUAUUUUCCAGUUCUUGUCAAGAGAGGAUUUCCUUACCUGGUGGGACAGAAGGUGACAUGCUUCUGCUUGCACCCUUGUUGUCUUAGAAGGCAUUCCACAUGCUCCUUCUCAAGACACUUCCACUCUCCCAAAUGUUCACUCUCAUCCAAGCUGCUGUGGUUUCUAGCAGCAAAAGGGUGGCUGUUGUGCCUUGUUUUUGAAGGACUGAAAAUCCUUGACAAGGAGGUUUGAAUCAGAAUUACGUAGCAACUUGCAUAUUUUAAAAGGUCAGUGUAGUGGCAAUUCAGAAGCCGCACUUAGGGUUCUUGUUGCAGGAUAUUUCUGAACCUACCUGCAGCCACUGGGUGUCCUCCUUAUCUCCUUAAUUUCCAGUACCAUUUCUUUCUUUGGCUGAUUUAGUUGUAUCCUGAGGGCUCUGUUGGCCGUGUCUGUCUGACUUGCACUGCUAAAUUUCAGGCUAUAGGAGAACUGGUUUUUAGUUUUUUACUGGUACUAAUACAGAGCCAAGACAAGGCCUUAGGAUGCUGAGAGGAGGGUUCCCUCUCUUACACACCCCACAGCUUGAGUCAUAUUCAGGCUAUCCUCUUCAGACUACUUUCAUUGCAAGAUAUUAGUAUUUGAACAGCUGAUCUAGAGCAACAGUAUGGUACAGAAUGAAACCACCACCCUAAAUAAUGGGGAAAGGGUGACCUUAGACUGUGACGUUUCCGAGCCCUUCAUACAAUACUCCUCAGUUCUGCUCCAGAAUUGGGCAACAUGCAGUUUGAGGCUGACUAAUAUUUUUAUGUGGAUAUACAUUACCUGUGAUAGAGUACCUUUCUUUCCUUUUGAUAGGCACAGAACUUGGUGACUUCUCCCUAACUAUUAAGAAUUAUACAUAUGUAUAUGCAUGCUAGUGUCUGGACUCUGUCCCUUUGUCAUAAUAUGACCAAGUGAUGGCACCCAGAACAGGCAGGCUCAAUUCAUGGCUCCUCUUGAGUUCUAUGGAACAAAGUAAAUAGGCUGCUACUUGGAUAAGGGGUGGGAGAACCAGCCUGCUGCCUCAGGCAGUGCUGUCUGUAGUUACUGCAAUAUAUAUGCCUUUUCUGCUCCCUUAUAAUGAUGGGCAUUUUGCUAGUUUCUAAGGAAGCUGACUCGUACUGACAAUGAAUUAUGGAAUUGAAUUGCAACAGUGCAAAUGUUCAUGGGAAGAUCUUGUAGCAGCUCAAUAAAACCUUACAUGUAUUUGCACUGAAAUCUGAGUUGAUCUGUCUAGGCACUGUUGAUAUAAUUACUAAAUUGAAAAAAACUUGAUCUGCAUACCUGCUGAACAACAGACAUAUCCAUCAACAGAUGCACAAAUUCUCUGUUUUUUUCUUUUAAUUUUAAACCAUGUCAAUCCAAAUUUAUUGGUUUACCCAAUAGGACAUUUAGUCCUGAGAAGCUCUAUUUCUUUAAUUCAAACAGAAAAAAAGAGUCUCUUGUAAAGGGUGAUGACAUUGAAAGUUCAAGCAGGGAUCAUUAAGGAGUGGAAGCGGAGCAAAAAGAUAAAGGGGGGAUAUUUUUUUGUACUCUGUAAUAAGACCACUAACCACUGCCCACCGCUGCAUUGCUUUUUUGGUCCUAGAUUGUUUGCUUCCCAGCUUGUGUUCUGUCCCUGUCCUGCCAUGGAAUCCAUUUGUAUGGGGGAGCUGAGUGAAUCCAGUGGUUUUCUUGAUUUGUUUUUGUUCCACCUUUAGUUUGUGGCCUGUCUUUUUGUGAUUGGAAAAAGGCAUUUCCAUAGCAGGGUCAGUUGGUUGGUUGGUUGGUUGCACGCAUGGGUCAUGUGCUUCCCUCAUCUCUCUGUCUAAUGGGACACGCUCACCCAAUCUCCCAGAACAGAGACAUUGAACAAUUUUGUUGUUUAUAUGAUGUAUUUAUUUUUACUUGUGUUUCAUGUCAUUUUUUAAAAAAAAUAAUAAAUUGUAAGUUGGUAUAAUGCCUAUAAAUUCUCUCUCCUUUUUUUAAAAAACAAUAAACUUCAAACAUUACAACUA
Molecule: messenger RNA, 10183 nt
Organism: Eublepharis macularius
Lineage: Eukaryota; Metazoa; Chordata; Lepidosauria; Squamata; Eublepharidae
Gene: RAD54L2
Product: RAD54 like 2
Exons: 23
Coding region: 303-4736 (1477 amino acids)
Cellular component (GO): nucleus
Molecular function (GO): ATP hydrolysis activity; ATP-dependent chromatin remodeler activity; ATP binding
Source: RefSeq, a predicted model, not a curated record